Messenger RNA from Solanum tuberosum (potato), 1542 nucleotides. Its product is annotated as programmed cell death 6-interacting protein. Bases 180 to 1313 code for a protein of 377 amino acids. NCBI's taxonomy places the organism in Eukaryota, Viridiplantae, Streptophyta, Magnoliopsida, Solanales, Solanaceae. The record is from RefSeq and is a predicted model, not a curated record. The transcript has 6 exons.
CUCUUCUCUAAUUAUAUUCACUUCUAGACCUUUCUUCUCCUACUUAACUUGACAAACUUAAUGCAUUACACCACAAGUUUCUACUGAAUUUUUCUAACAAAUUUUCCCAUUUUUUCUAUGUGAUUUUCACUAUAUUUCAUUGUUAUUGACUGGAUUUUGGGAAAGAGUGAAUCAGAAAAAUGAUGAUAAAUUUUCAAGGUUUUUCAAAGCAGAAAUCUCCUCAGGUUCUAUUUGAAAAUGCAUUACCAGCGUCUGAUCCUGGCACACUGGAGCAAUUAAAAGAGUUGAGCUCCAGAAGGAGAGCCAUCGAAUCCAUCAAUCAGAAUAGCUUUGUGACUGAGGCCAUUGCUAGAGAAAUGUCUGGGGGAUUGACUUCUCGAUGUGAACAGAAUAUACAGAAGGUAGAACAAUAUUUGCCACUUUUGGGGAACUUGAUACAUCAUGUAAAUAUAGUUGGUGACAACCCGAAGAUGGCUCAAUGGAUUUCUGACCUAAAGAUUAGGUGGAGCAGCUCUCUCGCUCCAUCCUCCUUUUUCCAUCUUAGCGGUCCAAAACUUUAUCAAAUGGAUAGUUUGCAUUUUGAACUUGGUAUGACAACUUUCGUUCUUGGAGCAUUGCUUCGAGAUCAAGCUCUGGAAGUUCUGUCAACAGAUCUAGUGCAAUCUGCCACCGUUCUCAGAAAAGCUGCGGGAGUUUACCAACAUCUAGCUCAGGUUGUCCUUCCGUGUUUGCAGCCUGAGUUGGCACAAGAAAGGCCACCAGAAGCUCUAAUUAGUGUUUCUUCUGCAACCACCCUUGUUUGUUUAGCUGAGGCACAGGCUGUGACAGUGAAGAAGGCAGAGCAAAAAGGGAAUACUGGAGGACUUUUGGCGAAGCUGCACUAUGGUGUUUGUGAAUUUCUUAAUGAAGCUAUUCAUACCUUGAAUUCAGCCACCAAGCAGUGCAAAGACAUUUCAUCUUUAACGGACUAUAUUACGACCUGUAAAAUGCUGCAUGAAUUACUUAGUUACAAGUAUCUCGCUGAGAGUCUAAAGACCGAUGGGAAAAUAGGCUUUGCUAUCGGAGUUCUUUAUCAUGUGAUACAAAGUUCAGAAAAACAUACACCAAGAGAAGAGUCAUGGAGACUAGUUUAUAAGCAAGUGAUUGAUGACUUGACUGUGCUGCUCCGGAAGUAUGAACACGAGAAUGAGUUUGUCUGGCACGAGAAAAUUCCGAUGCAGGAUGAGUUGCCGGUACCUCAAGGUGUCAAGAUUGUUAGUUCCAUAGUUUAUCAACCACAAAGGUGGGAAAGAACACUUGUUUUCAAAAUGUAACAGUAAAUGUUCUUUUGUUGAGAGGACUUCAAAGUCCAUCUGAGUGUUUUGAAAGGUGAGAUAUUAUUCUUAAAGCAUUUUUCUCUAGUGUAAAUUCCCAAUUUUUUGUGCAUUUCUGGCACCACUUAUAUAGCUCAGAACGAAAAUUUUUACUGUGGAUGAGGUACAACUUGUACUAGUUAUGUGAGGAUAUUUUUUAUUGCAAUUAUAUUCCGAUCUAUGAGACUCA